AUGAAGAACCAAGAACAAGUACCAAUGACUGUUACAAAGUGUUGUCAGCAACCGUCGGAAACGGACAAUGUACAUGAUCCGACAGUGGCAACAACGACAAAUCGUCAACUCGCAAAGUAUGGCCCACGAGCGAGCUGGAGUAGUCGUAUCGUUUAUCUUCUAUCGAUUAUCGGUUUUGUGGUUGACCUAGGAAACGUUUGGCGCUUUCCAACAACAUGCUAUCGCAAUGGUGGUGGUGCUUUCCUUAUACCUUAUUUUACCUUCUUAUUUCUUGUUGGUCUUCCUUGUAUGUAUAUGGAACUAGCAAUUGGCCAGUAUCAUCGUCUUGGGUAUAUAACUAUCUGGGACAAAGUUUUUCCUCCAUUAAAAGGAAUCGGCUAUUCGAUGCUAAUCAUCAAUAUAUAUGUUCAAUCCUAUUAUAAUACAAUUAUCGCUUGGUCAGUUCAUUAUUGUUUAGCGUCGUUUCGUUUUAUUGUUCCAUGGACAUUUUGUCACAAUGAAUGGAACACGGAUUUGUGCUAUUCUUUACACGACAAACGAUUAUUAAAUCGAACUCAUAAUGCUUCACAUUCGUCAACGGAUGAAUAUUUCGAAAGACGUAUGUUAAAAUCUCAUUUAUCGCCAGGAAUCAAUCACAUAGGUGCAUUACAAUGGGAAUUAGUUGGCUGCUCGAUAAUUGUUUUCCUUCUUAUCUAUCUUUCGAUAAUCAAAGGAGUUAAAACCGCAGGAAAAGCCAUUUGGUUUACAGCAUUAGUACCCUACGUUGUUCUAAUUAUCUUAUUAUUACGUUCAUUAACAUUAGACGGCAUACUCGAAGGUUUGAAAUAUUAUGUUGCACCAUCAUUCGAACGCCUAGGCGAAUAUUCGGUGUGGCAAGCAGCUGCUGUUCAGAUUUUCUUUAGUUUAGGACCUGGCUUUGGUGUUUUACUUAGUUAUGCUAGUUUUAGUGAUACACACGAUAAUGUCUCUGGUACAGCUUUGAUUGCUAGUUUGGUCAAUUGUUCGACAAGUUUAUUAUACGGAACAGUCGUUUUUGCUGGUCUUGGGUUUUUAUCACAUCGUUUACGCAGCGACGUGCGACAAUUUACUGAGAGUAAUAUGGGUCUGGUUUUUGUUGUUUAUCCGGAAAUUUUAACGUCGAUACGUGGUGCCCCAUUCUUUUCCAUACUUUUCUUUAUGAUGCUAAUAACACUGGGUCUCGAUAGUGUUUUUGCCGGUGCAGAAAGCAUAUAUACAGCCAUAUCGGAUGAGUUCCCUAUCUUAGCUCGUACGCCACGUUUAUCACGUGCUGGCGUUGUCAUGGUGCCAUUUUUAAUAUCGAUUCCAACAUUGACAUACGGAGGAAAGUAUGUCAUACAUUUUAUGGACUUUUUCGGUACAUCGCCAUCAAUUAUGUUUAUUGUUCUCUGUGAACUUAUCGCGACCGUAUGGCUCUAUGGAAUGGAUAAAUUUAGCAGCGAUGUAGAAACGAUGACAGGCCAUAAGCCAAGUAUUUACUGGCGUAUUACAUGCCGCUAUAUUGCACCGUUAAUCUUGUUUAUUCUUUAUGUGUGUUCAUUCAUACAAUUCGAUAGCCAAGAGUUCGCAUCGUUUGGUGGUGGAAAUACAGCAUUGAAAGUGAGUAUUGCUGGCUGGUCAUUGAGUACAAUAUCGAUGUUGCCAAUUCCGAUAUAUGCGGGUUGGUGGUAUUUAUCUCGACGUCAGACAAAUACAACAAAACGAACAACAACAACGAGCGUCGUUGCAGAAAUAAUUCCCGCUGCCGAACACGAGCCGUUUAUAUAA
Molecule: messenger RNA, 1785 nt
Organism: Adineta ricciae
Lineage: Eukaryota; Metazoa; Rotifera; Eurotatoria; Adinetida; Adinetidae
Source: the annotation of a GenBank genome assembly